AUGAGUGCUUUUCAUUUCGCUAUAUAAAGUAAUGCCAGCCGUAGUUUUCGACAUCAGAAACCAUUUGUUCGCACUCCAAACAACACCUCACUAAAAUCCUACAAAAUGUGUUCCAAGAUCAUCGUUGUUCUUGCUCUUGUGGCUGCCGUCAGUGCUCAGUCUCACUACGGCCAUCAACAACAACACCAACCUCAGCACUAUCACCACGAAGAAGAGCAUCACGGACCAGUGCACUACGAGUAUCACUACGAUGUGCACGAUGACCACACUGGCGAUGUCCAUGGACAGAAGGAGGCCCGUAAGGACGACUCCACUCAGGGCGAGUACUAUCUGAUCGAUGCCGAUGGCCACAAGCGUACCGUCACGUACCACGUUGAGGGUAAGAGCGGAUUCAUCGCUCAGGUUCACCGGGAACCGAUCAAGGGAUACCAGGCGCCUCAGCCUCAGCACCACUACCAGCCGCAAUACCAACAUCAGGCUCCUGCUCACCAAAACUAUCACCACUAAACAUUCCUUACAUCAAUAAAAAAACACCUAGUUAAUUAUUCAA
Molecule: messenger RNA, 550 nt
Organism: Anopheles funestus (African malaria mosquito)
Lineage: Eukaryota; Metazoa; Arthropoda; Insecta; Diptera; Culicidae
Product: larval cuticle protein A2B-like
Exons: 2
Coding region: 106-507 (133 amino acids)
Cellular component (GO): extracellular matrix
Source: RefSeq, a predicted model, not a curated record